GAGGUGCAUGGGAGCCUGGCGGCCUCUCUCUGCCCGUGUCCAUCAGUGAAAUUCCAGGUGGGGCUCACCGCAAUGGCCCUCCCGACACUUUCGCACGGCACCUUCCCCGCAGAAGCCCGGGGACGUGGACGUCGAAGGAGUCUCUUUUGGACCCCGAGCCAAAGCGAGACCCUGCGAGCCUGCUUUGAGCGGAACCCGUACCUGGGCAUUGCCACCAGAGAACGGCUGGCCCAGGCCAUCAGCAUUCCAGAGCCCAGGGUCCAGAUUUGGAUUCAGAAUGAGAGGUCACACCAGCUGAGGCAGCACCGGCAGGAAACUCGGCCCUGGCCCGGGAGACGCGGCCCGGAAGAAAGCAUGCGAAAGCAGACCACCGUCACCAGAUCCCACACCUCCCUACUCCUCCGAGACUUUGAGAAGGAUCACUUUCCAGGCAUCACUGCCAGGGAAGAGCUAGCCAGGGAGACGGCCCUCCCGGAGUCCAGGAUUCAGAUCUGGUUUCAGAAUCGAAGGGCCAGGCACCGGGGAGAGGCUGGCAGGGCGCCCGCACAGGGAGGCGGCCUGUGCAACGUGGCCCCAUGGCGGGUGUCACCCUAUUCCCUUGUGGGUCACCUUCGCCCACACCGGCGCGUGGGGAAAGUGUCUUCCCGCACCCCACGUGCCCUGCGCGCCUGGGGCUUUCCCACAGGGCCUUUCGUGAGCCAUGGAGUGAGGGCCAUCCCCGUGCUCCAGCCCAGCCAGGCGGCGCUGGCAGAGAGGAUCUCCAAACAUGCCGCGGCACGUGGGGAUUUUGCCUACGCCGCCCCGGCUCCUCCGGAAGGGGCGCUCUCCCACCCUCAGUCUCCUUGGUGGCCUCCGCACCCGGGCAAAAGCCAGGAGGACCAGGACGCGCAGCGCGACAUCCUGCCGGGCCCUUGCGCAGUGGGAUAG
Molecule: messenger RNA, 927 nt
Organism: Pan troglodytes (chimpanzee)
Lineage: Eukaryota; Metazoa; Chordata; Mammalia; Primates; Hominidae
Product: double homeobox protein 1-like
Exons: 1
Coding region: 73-927 (284 amino acids)
Biological process (GO): regulation of transcription by RNA polymerase II
Cellular component (GO): nucleus
Molecular function (GO): RNA polymerase II transcription regulatory region sequence-specific DNA binding; DNA-binding transcription factor activity, RNA polymerase II-specific
Source: RefSeq, a predicted model, not a curated record